AUGCUUUCACCUUAUAAUGAAGAUGUUCUUGGCUGUAGAUCAGUGGUGUAUGCCAAGUUAGGCAUGUUCAAUGAAUCCAAAAAGGAUGCUGAAAGUCUUAUAAGCAUAAUUCCACAGAAACCCAAGGUAAAAAAUUGCACAAUCACAUAAUAUGAUUUUGAGGAAGUUUUAACUUCUUUUAAAAAAGAAAUUCAGUUUCUAAUUGCAACCAUAACAUUUCAAAAAUUUCAUAAUAAAUUUGAUAUUAUCAUGAACAGUAGUCACUUGAGCUACAGAUCAGAUUUCAACAGUUGGUAGGUUUGUGAUCAACCCCAUUUUUUAAGACUAUAAGUGCCAAAUAGCUUUGAUAUCUGUGAUAGUGGAUUUUAUAAUUUUUUGGAGGUAAUACAGUCAAUUGCUAUCUUAAAAACUGUUCUUUAAUUUGUAUGCAACAGAUGACUGGCAGUAAAGGGUUGAUGUGGUUGUAUUCUGGGUUGGGAGGUCCAAGGUAAAGCUUCUGUUGGGUCAUAGUUUUCCUAAGAAAAUCACUUAAGUUGAAUAGGACUUCUUUUCACUAAGAGAAGUAAAUGAGUAUUGGUGAUUUGUUAAGGAGACCUGGAAAAAAAUGUUCUCAACUGGUAAUCCAUGAUCAACCAAUAUACUUGUGGUCCCUUGAUGACAAGAAACUAGAAUAAGCUCAAGCCCAAUGGGCCCUUGUUGCAAAUUUAUUUUAAAUUAUAUUUACAUAUACAUUAACCAGUCUGGUUAAAACAUGACAACAACCUGGUUAUUCUUGGAAAUACAGGGCCAUUUUUUGAGAGCUGUCUCACUUGAAAACCUUGGAAACUACAGAGAAAGUUUAAGUUCAUACUUGAAGGCUUAUGAGCUGGACCCAGGACACCCAACUGAACUCCUGCUAAGAAUUGUUGGAGCUGUUGGGUGCAUCUGCCAAAUGUCAGAGAUAGAAGAAAUUUCUCUGUCAGACCAAGGUACUGUCAAUAACACAUUUUCAGUCUUUUGAUAUGUAAAUAGUUUUUGCUUAUCGCAACUGUCUCAACCAGAUGCAGGCUUAUUAGGCUUAUGCUAAUAGGCUAAUAUGCAAAGACUCUCAAAAACUUAAAAUAGAAUGGUGCACUCCUUUUCCUAUUUCAAAGCCUGGAUUGGCCACUAAAGUUAAUGAAGAAGUCUUCAGUUAUUGUAUGGUCAAUAAUAUUCAUUUUUUAAUUAUAAUGAAACAUUUCAUAUAUACAGGUAAUUAAAUUCUUAUAUUUUUCAUUGUAGUUGUGAUUAACAUGUCUUAUAUCUGGUUAAUUUCAGGAGCAAGCUUUCAAAACUUUGAGAGUUUUGUCCAACUUGGCAAAAGGUUGUAUGAAACAGAAAACUACAAGAUUUGCAUAAGUGUCAUCAUGACAGCCUUAAAGGCACAUUAUGGUUGGGAUGAACAGCUGCUGUACUCACAAGCAAGCAUCAAACACCAGCAUGGUGAAAAAGAUUUUGAGAAGACAAAGAAAGAUAUGCAAAGCCACAACCAUGUCUCUAAUGAGUUUGAUUCAGAAGUCUCUCAUUCUGGGUAUGGGUUUGCAUCAAUUUAUGUUGCAACUGGUAAUGAUGGAACAGAAGAAAGGGAAAGCCGUGAAGACAGCCAAGGGUCACUACAGAAUGGCAGAGCAGUUAUGUUGGCACUGCUUGUUAUGGCUGAAGCUCACUACUGUUUGUACCAAUACAGUGAAGCUCUUUGUGUCUCUCAAAAGUGUCUGUCUGUAGCUUUAGAUUUAAAGGACAAAGAAUAUGAAAUAAAGUGUUACAUUAAAAUUGCAAACAUCCAUCAUAGACUUGCACAGUAUGUUCAAGCUGUGUCUUACAAUGGCAAGCUGUUAGGUGUGGGAAGAGAUCUGCAGAGAAGUGGUGAGGAUAAAGAAACAUUUAAAAAAUACUGGAAUAAUGACAUUGAACGAACAGCAGUCUGGAAUUUAUCAGCAGCAUACAAACUCAUGGGUGACUACAAAAAAGCCCUACACCAUGCCCAAGAGUACAUGGAAUUAUUGAAAUUUAUUGACCAGGGAAAUCUAACCACAGCUUAUUCAAAUCUAGGUGAACUGGAAUUACUGCAAGGUAAUUAUGAAAAAUCUUUGGAGUGCCACAAAAUUGAACUACAACUUUGCAAGAAGUUUAAUGAUCGUCAUGGUGCUGCUUAUGCUUUUGGCAAUAUUGGCACAGUGUAUGCAAACAUGGGUAACUUUCGAUCAGCAACUGUCAAUCAUGAGCAACACUUGAAACUCGCACAGAACUUGAAUGAUAAAGUCUCAGAAGUUAUUGCAUUUAGGAACUUUGGAUGUCUUUAUAAACUCAUGGGGGAACAUGCCAAAGCUCUUGGUUAUUUUGAGCAGCAUUUGCAGCUUGCCAGAUUGAACAAGAUGGAGGCACUUCAAUGUAAGGCAUAUGGACUUGUUGGUGCUUGCUACAGAGACCUUCACCAGUUACACCAUGCUCAGUAUUAUUAUGACACAUGUUUGAAAUUGGCCGUUGAGCAAAAUGAUCUAGAAGAAGAACUGGAAUGUAAUCUUGCCCUUGCACAGAUUUCAAAAGCCAUGAGAAAUUUUGAAACUUCCCGUCUGUACUUCAACAAAGCCAUUCCUGUCUUGGAAGACAAGCUGUUGUCAAAGCAUGGUAAUAGAUUGAUUUACAGAGAUCCCUUGCUUGAAAAGCUGGAUCAGUGUUAUAAGGACCUGCAAGAAGCCCUGAUUGAGAUGAAUCUAGAAGAGGAGGCCUUAGAAAUUGCCGAACACUGCAGAUCACGAAUUCUUGUCAGCAUUAUUAGACAUAAGAAAAUUCUAGCCAAUUCAGAGGCCUCGUCAACACCAAGUCAGCGACUUGUUACAGCAUACUCAGCAAAGGAUAUAACGAGUAUCGUUGAUUUGCAGCAAGCAGCAUUGUUGUUCUUUUCUGUUAUUCCUACUGGCUUCCUCUUGUGGGUUCUGUCGCCAGGGAAGGGCAUCGUGAGAUGUCAUUGGCACAAGAGUUGUGACCAUUCUACAUUUACCAACAAAAUUAAACAUUGCAUCGAAGAGUUUCACGGCAACUACAAGGAGAGUUACAAUUGUGAUCACCGAGCCCUACCCGAAUCUGUAACAGGAAAACGCAGUGAGUCAGUGAAUGAAAAAGAAGACAAAAAAUCUUGCUAUUAUUGUGAAUUUUUUUACUCUACCAAACUGACACCGCUUCAGAAGCUGCAUCAUCUGCUUUUAAGUCCUAUUGAGGAUGAGCUGAAAAUUGAGCUUGGAAGUGGCGUCAAUGAACUGGUUAUUAUUCCAGACUUGGAAGUUAAUUCAGUUCCUUUUUCUAGUUUACAAGACAAAGAAGGGAAAUUCUUGCAUGAAUUCUUCAAUGUUCGAACUCUGCCAUGCAUUAGAACAUUUUCACAGAAAGGAGAAAUGCUUAAAUCAAAUGCAGGGAAACAAGUGGCAGAUUCUUUGGAGAUUCUCGUUCAAGGAAAUCCAGACAUUUCUAGAGUAGAGUUGAAUGGGAAAGUAUGGAGUCCAAAGAAACAAUCUGGUCUCGCUGAAGAAGAGGUGAACAUUAUUGCGUCCUUGCUGGGGGCGGAUCCAGUCACUGGUCGCCAGGCAACCAAGGAGCACUUUCUUACGAUGUUGCCUCAAACAAGCGUGGUUCAUUUGGUGACUUACGGAAGCUGGCCAGAUGCCUGUAUUGCUCUGUCUCCAAACACGCAUCACUAUGGCGACCCUCCAUCAGAAGAUGCAUUCUUAGUGACAGUGUCGGACAUAGCCAUGUUAAAAUUGUCCGCUAAGCUUGUGGUGUUAAACGCAUGCUGUGGGUGUGGCCACCAGUAUUGCCAGUUGAAGCAUGCAAGUUUCCACCUAGCCACAGCUCUCCUGGCAGCUGGUGUACAGUCUGUGAUGAUGCCGUUGUGGUCUGCCCCUCAGGCUGCAAUGCUGAACUUGUUUUAUAAGUUCUACACUGGUUUGGAAAAGGUAUGUGGCUUACAUGUACAGUCAGCCAUUUAUGGUAUGAUAACACCCUUGAGUAACAUACAGUGUACGCUCUAUUUCCGUCAAUCUCUUUGUUCCGUUCUUCCUUCCUCCCCGAGAAGAGACAAAUAACAUAGUGUUUAUCAUGGAAAAUCAUGUAUUAAUGCCGGUUAAAAAAGUAAUUAACUGAUUGAAUAAACUUUUCAUCGUGUAUCUAAAUAUUACUAAAUUCCUCGCCCUUGCAAGGAGUAUACAAAAAAUUGAAAAUGAAGGAUGAGACGUAAGGAGGCAGUUUCAAUCUUAUCGUAUAUCGAAACUGGAGAACCUCACAAUAGACAGAACGCGAAAUACGUAAAUCAGUAGCACUUCGUUUGUUUAGUGCUAGCCAGUCAUAGUGAUUUUGAGAUUAUUAUGUUUUUAUUUUUAACUGUUGUCUUUAGGGCCGAACUGUCAGUGAAUCACUAAAAGAAGCGUGGACCCUUUUGAGGAGUGUUGAGCACAUGUCGACCCCAGACUCCUGGGCGUCAUUUGUUCAUGUUGGGUUUGACACCACUGUAAAUUUCAUGAAGCUGAGGCAUCAGCUGUUUGAUGGGGUAUUGGAUCAAGUGGUGAAAAGUUCAUCUCCGGAGAGGUUCCCUCUGGUCACUGCAGAGACACUGGACAGCAAAGGUUAGUCUGGCAGUUUUGUUCUUUCUGAUUUUUAAGGAACUUUCUAUCAACAAGUUAUGGCGGAGGUGGUUCUUGGCGGUUUAAAUGGGUAGCGAGAGUCUACUAUUCAAUCAUCUUCUGCAAUAUGUGGCUCUCGUACAUCUCUUUCCUAUCACGGAUUACGCAGUCUGACAGGCAAGCCUGAGAAUAGGAUCGUUUCUUAGAGUGAUAGACAAAGUCCCAGGAACGGAAGGGAAAAAAGUGAGUUGCAUUUUGAGUCGAAUACAGGACACUUUUUCCGAAGCAGCGGACCUUUGAAUCCUUCAACGCCGAGAAUUGAUAAGUAUGUAACCUCUGCUAAGAAUAGCAUUAACUGAUCCACAAACAGGUGAUGAGAAGUAACUUACUUAUCGGUCAGUGGGUGAUAUCUCGGUUAACAUCAAUCUCUCUUAACUAAUUAACAGUGAAAAGUAUAGGAGCUAGAAAUCAGAAUUCCAGGUUAGAUCUGGAAAGCUUAAUAGUUUAAGGCGUCUAAAAUAGUAUUUCUUAUUCAUUAUUGGGUGUUUUUAUUUAACUUUGUAGUCCCUUCAGUUACGUUUAAAGUGAAGAAAUUUCAAGAGAUGCUGACACAGCUCUUAUUACAGCACACAUCAGUAUCGCAUGUGCUGCCAGCUCUCCGGGACUUGGUAAGAUAAGAGCUAACUUCACGGGUGCACUACCAAUGAAUUCUUGUUAUUUCUGUGUUAUGUAAUUAUUAACCUUCAGUUAUGUCCUGUGAAGGACUAUUGUCGGUAGCUGUCACUAACGUUUCAACAAUUUAAUGAGUUCCGCUCAUAUUGUCGAAACGUCAGUAACCACUACUGACAACAGUCCUUCUCAGGAUUACACUCACCCGAACGAUCAAACUACACUAUCACAUAUUACCUUCCUGUUCAAACCAUUUACUGGAAUACAAUUUGUAAUACAUUUUAAUAAUCAAUAAUAAUAAUUAAUAAUUUUAAUAAUGCGUUUUUUUAAUCUUGGAUAAUCAAAUCCGAAGCUAUCAAGUGUACAAUGUAUGUAAGUUAUCAAGUGUAUGAUCGGGUCAUAUGCCCUACCCCUAGUCGUACAAAAGUCUACCAUUCUCUAAGAUCUCAGAUGAUCUUUUCACGGAUAGUUUGAGAUGUAUUGACUCGUUAUUCCAAAACUGAUCCCUUGAACCAUUCUCUUUGUUUUGAGUGUUUUGACGGCUAUUCUAAACCCCUUGGCCACUCACUCUCUUUCAAUUUUCAAACUUUCAGAUACAGUUGGCUCAUCAAAUGCACUUAUUAACUCACCAUCCUGAGCUCCUCCUUAAGGGGGACCCAACCAUGUGUGCACAACUGAGCUCCCAUGUUCUGGAGUCCCCUUGUGCCAGAGAGUUCCUCAUCUUCUUAGGGUUUGACUUUCAAAUGGACGGUGCACAUGACAAAGAUCCGUUUGUUGUGUUUCCUCACUGGGACCCUGACGGGACCCUGACUAUGACGUCACAAAUCCUGCAGGCUGUUUGCGGUAAGUAGCAUUCACAUGCCAUCAAUAGUCGUGGACAAGUUGGACGUAAAGGUUAUUGCGAGGCAUAGGAGCAAUAAGUAACUCUGCUCGAUGAGCUACGUUCGUUUAGUCCCUCAUAAAAUGUGCUUCAGUAGAGGCGCUUUCUUACAUUAUUUUUACAUCAUUUUCUUCGAUAAGUAUAUUUGCCUUUCACGGAAUAGAAACCACAAUGAUAUGUUUGGUGAUAUUGAAAAUCACCAAAACAGGAAGAAUGAACCAGAAAUAGACGAGAGUGGUUAAUGAUGUUGUAGACAUAAACAGAUAGCAAAUUAAAAGUCUCAAAUUUCCGGGCUAACGUUUUUUUCUAGACGUAGCUUUCUUAAGAAGUUUAUGGAAAAUUAGUAUUGAUAACUCGCGUAAUCUCACCAUUUUGUUUGCUCAUUUUUUGUUUAUUUGUUUUCAGUAUUUAUUUAUAUUUAUUUGUUCAAUUGUGUAGAUAUCUUGAAGGAAUCUUCCAGUGGAGGUUACGCCUUAGCUAAGAUCACAAACACCUUGAAGAAAAACACCAUGGAAAAGCUCAAAGAAUUUGUAAGUAUCUCAUCACUUCAGUUUACUCUGCAGCGAUGAACUCUCUAGUGGAGCUGGACAUAUACCCACGACUGCUUCUACUACCCAUACUUAUUUCAGAAUCGUUCUAAUAAUAAUGUGAAUUACGAUAAUCAUACGCUCUUUUACCCGCUUCAGCUCAGCUUAAGCAGUCGUUACCCUGAGAGGAUCAUGAAGACGAGUGAUUUUGUCCUCCGCUCAUUGUGGUACAAUCCUGAGUUGCAGCAGCUCCUCGCCUCCUUUGGCUUUUACGAAGUAGGACAGUCGUUACUUUUCAACAAGACCGAAGGAAACCAGCUCAUGUUGAAAUCUACACUGGCUGUGGUCACAGCUUUGCUUGGUAAGGGGAUAAAACCCUUCAUAAAUCUAGGCGCAAACUUUUAAGGGAAAGUUGUUGUAGUGGAAUGUGUUUUCUUUCUUUCAUUUCUUGCCUUUCUCUUCUUUCCUCCUAUUUUUCCAAGAAACAACAACAACAACGAAAUUUUAAUCGUCUUCUUCCUCCACAGAUUACAUCGAGAAAGGGAAAACACGGACUUAUUCUUCCCUUCGUGAGGUAAAUACCUUGUGUUUCUUAAGAACAAUUUUCUUGUUACUGGUCUAUACCGGCACUAUGCAUCAGUAAAUCCCAUUCAACUUUAAUCCUUUGAGAAGCGGUGACCUACUGAUUGGCGCUUGAGUGCCUCCCAGUCCCUCCCACCAACGAGAUAAAUAGAAAUGGAGACCAGCGAACUGUCUGGGUAACCAGACGAAAUUCUGAGGGGGUGGGGAGGGGUGGCGUAAAAUGCGAUAGACCAGCAUUCCACUUGAGUAGGACAAUAAAUACUCCAUUUUCUUCAUAUUUUCUUCGCAUUUUCCCUUUAUUGUUACAAGAAACAGAAACUAUGAAGUAUAAUGUUUUAGUUGACAGCGACUUUUAAGCGACCUCAUACUACUUGUGGACCUCAUUAAAACAACAACAAAAACGUUUUGAGAACAUCACUAGUAUUCUAUUUCCCAAACCACGUGUCAUGACCAUGAUCCUCUUGGCAUCUUUUGUUUCAGUCUGUCUCUUCUGGUGGACGUCCCCCCAAACUUGCCUCACUCUCGCCCCAGCUCACUCCAUCCAAACAGGUCAGUUUUAUAUUUUAGUAUUCGCUAUGAGACCAAUGAGUGCUAUUUCUACUUAGUAUGGGAAUGUGUGGAAAAUCCAAGAUUGCAUUGGUUUUGCUUUACUUUACUCUACUUAGAAAACGCGCACUACACUCUUAAACUGUCACAUACAAGACUACAACCAACACGAUUUCGACGCUCACUCUUCUUUUAACUUUUUAGUCUCCGUCGUUCCUUGUGACAAUUUCUGUCAUUUUAGUUUUGGUUUAUGGGUAUAUGCUUCAAGUGCCUGACUUUCUCUAGCGUUAGCAUCGAUUGUUCUAACGAUAUAGCUGUGAUCAACCUUCAAAUUAGCAAGAGAUCGACUAGUUACAAAACGAGUGAGACUGUCGAAAAUAACGGUACUUACGGUAACAGUUGUGUAUAAAGUAUGGCCUGUAGUGAAACAAGAGUGUUUGUUGGCCACCUGGUGCAUAAUGUUGAAAAAAAAACAAAAAAAAACAAAAAAAAACAAAAAACAAAACAAAAAAAAAACAGCAACAACAAUAAUAGUCUAUUCUUUCGCAGAUUGUGAUGGAGACUCCAUGGAUGUCUACAAAGUCUGAUAGAAGUGAAAAUGAAUUGAAGAUGGCACUUGCCAAAGAGUAAGUUUCCAGUGUCUUAGAGCUUGUAUAGAGCACUUUAACUCGAGUUGUGAUCAUCUAUGAAAAUGCCUCUAAACGAAAAAAAAUUGUUUGCAUUGGAAAUGAGUUAAAAUCCCGGAGGAUUAGCUUGGUGCACCAACAUGGCUGCCAUUCCGUGGCAUUGGUACAUCAAAAUGGCUUCUGUGACCUUAUGGGGAACACUCCUUAUCACUUUUGAGUCCUCGCUGGUUUAAUUUUAAAUCGUUUUCAUUUUGCAAGGUGUCAAUCUUUUGUUACGAAUUGUAGGGUAAGAUAUUCUCGAUCUGGAAAUAGCCUUGGAAAUAUCAUUAGCGGUUGUGAUACACACCUUCUAACGGGUACUCACAGAGCGCGGUGUCGUUAACAGUUCGAUUAACUUUUUUUUAUUUUCCCUGAUCUUUUUUUUUUUUGACUUAAACACAUUAGUCCAAUGCACUAAUUUCCCCUCAAAAAAAAGUUGCAUUUGAUUUGAAACUGAAUUUUUCUGUAGAUUGGAAGGAAUCAAUAAAGAGUUCGCAGGUCAUGUGACGAUAUCAAAUUACUGGCAUGCUCAGUUACUUCGGGCUCAGGUAAACAUCUGAUGAUUGGUUCUUUUUACUUUUAAUGUUUAAGUGAAUUGUAGGAUCGUCAAUAAACGAGGUUAAACAGCAAGCAGCGUUACGUUCAAACCGUUUAGUGAACGUUACGGAUGUCCUUUUUUCCAAAAGUAAACAGUUUUGGUUUUUGUGUGUGCUCUUUAACAGAAGACUGAUGCACCUUUAUUGCCUUACGUAAAGCUGAGGCAAAAUACUCAAACGUGAAGUCUUCCUUAGAAUUUUUUCUCACCUAGCAUAAGUGGUCUUCUGCUCUUACCAAUGAGUUUGAAACGUUGAUAACUCGUUGAUACAUUAAACGAUGAGAAAUCGUGCCUAAUAGUGUCGUUUUAGUGGGAUAGGUUCGUAUAGGCUUAGUAAACCGACAUACGUGUACCGUAUUAAAACCUUUCCCUCUUUCCCAGUCUGCCCCCGGUUCUAAACUCCCGGUCAUUGGGAGUAAGACUCAGAACAAGCCUUCAGGAAAAGCGCGAACUGUAGAAAAGGCGGGAAAAGUGAAGGUGCAAGCUGGUAUGACACCCUCUUGCAACCGGCGGCUUGUAGAGGAGGAGCCACGGCUUUCAAUCAACGACACCAGAGAGAGGCGCAGCGAGAUCUAUAGGAUUUAUGCACAGCGGUAUGAUGAUAUUGCCAUGCAUAAGCGGCAUAAGGUUCGACAGUUGUUUAUGUCGCAGAUUGAAGAUCGUGGAGAAUGUCACUAACACUGACAAUUAGUGUGCAACUUGCUAAACUUUAUCGCAUCUUUUGAGCAAACUAGUUUUUUUGAAGAUAUUUUUAAUUCGUCGAGCCCUAUUAGAUCUGAAUUGUAAAUAAACUCAAAUCAUUAUUGAAUAAUGAACUACUGUUAUUUUUCUGUUAAAAAGGAGAUUGAUGAGGACCUCAUGUUACAAUUUUUCAAGCAAAAGUAAUCCAUAUUAAAUUACAUCAGCUACCGUCACAAACUUCAGGAAAGAAAAGAAAUUUAUUUCCCGGACAAACGUUAACACUCUAAUAUGAAUUUCGCCACCUUGUAAAAUAGAUCAUCAGCAUUCAUUUUACUGUUAUUUUCCUGUUAAAAGGGAGAUUGAUGAAGGUCUCAUGUUACAGUUUUUCAAGCAAAAGUAAUCCAUAUUAAAUUACAUCAGCUACCGUCA
Pocillopora meandrina is the source of this 10205-nucleotide messenger RNA. Lineage: Eukaryota; Metazoa; Cnidaria; Anthozoa; Scleractinia; Pocilloporidae. The record is from the annotation of a GenBank genome assembly.